Messenger RNA from Panonychus citri (citrus red mite), 2198 nucleotides. It is a transcript of the gene calypso, whose product is annotated as ubiquitin carboxyl-terminal hydrolase BAP1-like. Bases 271 to 2052 code for a protein of 593 amino acids. Gene Ontology annotation, molecular function: cysteine-type deubiquitinase activity. Lineage: Eukaryota; Metazoa; Arthropoda; Arachnida; Trombidiformes; Tetranychidae. Gene Ontology annotation, biological process: ubiquitin-dependent protein catabolic process; protein deubiquitination. The record is from RefSeq and is a predicted model, not a curated record. The transcript is spliced from 2 exons. Gene Ontology annotation, cellular component: cytoplasm.
UAAACAAUUUGUUUACUUUGUUUAAUUUCAUUAUUUUAUUAAUUCAAGUUUAUUUUCAUAUCAAUUCGAUUAGAUUUGGUUGAAUGGUGAAUAUUUGAUCAUCUCGAAAGAUUCGAUUGCUCUGUUACACCAAACGAUGAAGCGUUUGUUUGAUCAGUUCUAUUGACGAGAACAUAAUUUGCUCAUUUUCAUCCUUUUGUUGGUAAACUGUUGAAAUCGGUCUUUCUAAUCAUGUUACUUUGUUUUGAUCUUUAGUGUUGAAUAAUUGUUAUGGAUUUACACUAUUUAACUGAUGGUUGGCUAGAACUUGAAUCAGACCCUGGACUGUUUACCCUUUUAGCUGAGGACUUCGGAUGUAAAUAUGUUCAAGUGGAGGAAAUUUAUGAUUUACAAAAGCCGAAUCUUGUUGAUGGACCAGUUUAUGGAUUCAUUUUUCUAUUCAAAUGGAUAGAAGAACGACGGUCAAGGUCUCGUCAUCUCUCCUUACACAGUAGUUCCAAUUAUCCUUCCAGCAGUAGUGGUCCAUCUGCGGUCACUACUAAUUGUAACAUAUCUAAAGAAUCUACUGUCCACAAGCCUACAUUUGUCGAAGACGAAGUCCUGGUCAAUUCAAUGUUCUUUGCUCAUCAAAUUAUUCCAAAUUCAUGUGCAACUCAUGCUAUUCUUAGCGUCCUAUUAAACUGUCCCACUAUUGAUCUCGGACCAGUGUUGGACAGAUUAAAAGAUCACACCAAAGACAUGGCUCCUGAGGAUAAAGGAUACGCUAUCAGUAACACACCUGAGCUUUGUAAAGCUCACAAUUCACAUGCCUCUCAUGAGGAAAAAAUCGAAAGAAAAGUCUCUUAUUCAACAAGACCAAACUCUAUUCAAAGAGGUUCGUCUCCGGACUCUUUUCACUUUGUCAGCUAUGUACCAAUCAAUAAUCAUCUUUAUGAACUUGAUGGAUUGAAAAAGUUUCCAGUUGAUCAUGGACCUGUUGACGAAAAAGAGGAAUGGUCUGAAAAGUUUAGAAAAGUAAUUACCCAAAGGAUAUCUGAAGAAACUCAAUCUAAUCGUUUCUCCGAAAGUCAAUCAUCCAAUCACGAUAUUAGGUACAAUUUAAUGGCAGUUGUUCCCAAUCGCCGAUCAGUUCUUCUCAAAAAGUUAAAGACAUUAAAAACCAGUCGCCAUCUUGUUCUUGAAGCAUUAGAAAAGAUAAUGAGACCAACUCGACUACCUGAACCAUUCGACUGUCAUAACUACUCUAAAUAUCCUUCAACUAUUGAAUAUAAUGCAACUCACUCUUUUCAAAUAAUCGGACCCGAUAAUUCAUCUUCCGGUGAUCAAACAAAUAUCAUGACAGUUGCAAGCGCCUUAGCAAAUACACCAUUGUCAAUUCACAAUACAGGAUCACCAGGGAACUCAUCGUCCACUGAAACAGCAUCUGAAGUGGGAAGUGCUUUCAACUCACCUCAUCGCAUUGAAAGGGAUAAUAACAACGAGAUAGAUGAAAAUAAAGUAAACAAUUUAAUUGAUUUUAAAAUAACAAGUGACAUAAAAAUUGAUCAAAAAACGGCUAAACUACUUGAAGAAUUGAUCGCCUCUAGAGAAACACCAGCAUCUCUUUCAAAGACAAUUAAUCCACAAGAUUUAAUCACAGUGUAUAAAGUGAUCAGCACUGAAAUUGUUGAAUGUGAACAAAAUCUACGUGAAGAAUUGGAGAAAAGGAAACGAUACAAGUUAGAUGAUUCAAGAAGAAUACACAAUUACGAUGAAUUUAUCAACACCUUUUUACUUAUGUUGGCCGAGCAGAAGAAAUUACCUGAUCUUUUGGAAAAUGCUCUUUUCGGUGGUAACAUUGGUACUACAACAACUGAGAUUAAUGAAAACUCUCAGGGCGAUUGUCAAUCUCCAUCCGCUUUUCUCACCGAAGUUGCCACCUCAUUCGAUAAAAUUAAAAAGAAAACCGAUUCAACUCGACUCAAGAAUCCAACCAAAAAUAAGAAAAGUAAACCUUGUGAAUAUGUACCAUAUUGUCGUAAUCGACCCGAACGAACCAGAACCAGAAGGUAAUCGAACUCAUCAAUUUCAUCAUUCGAUUGUCAUACUUUUAUUUAUAUCUGACCUUUGACAAAAUUGUCAAACAAAAAAGUCUUCAAGUGAAUUAAAAUGUUCAUCAUUUCAACGAAAAAUAAAAUACACCUUUAUUUCAUUAUAAA